UAAGAAAGAGUCGUUUGAAAAUACCUUAAAAGAUAAAUAUGUUAAAAAAUUUGAUUAUAAAACAUUUGAAAAUAUUACACGAAUCGCAAGUGGAGCAUUUGGUACGGUUUAUCGUGCUAAUUCAUUAAAUUUAGGAAAACACGUUGCAUUAAAAUGUUUGCAUGAAAAUGACGAGAAACUUUAUGAAAAAUUUGAGAAAGAGUUAACAAAUAUCUUAACUGUAAAUAACCAUGAAAAUAUUAUUAACUUUCAUGGAAUCAGUAUAGAUCCUUCUACGGAGACGCAUUACCUAAUAUUGCAAUAUGCCAAAGAUGGUGACCUGAGGACUUAUUUACAAAAUAAUUUUAGUAGACUUGGUUGGAAAAUUAAAAUCAAUAUGGCUAAAGAUAUUACAAGUGGUCUAAGCUAUAUUCACGCAAAAAAUAUAGUUCAUAAAGAUUUACAUUCAAAGAACAUUUUAGUUCACGAAGGAAGGCUAUUGAUAACAGAUUUAGGAUUAUCUCGACCAUUAGAUUCCAAUUCAAGUUCUAUAGGUGGUGGAAUGGUUGCAUAUGCAGAUCCCGAAUAUUUAAGAAAUCAAAUAAAUUCUAUAAAAUAUAAAAGAGAUAAAACUUCAGAUAUAUAUAGUUUGGGAGUUAUUUUUUGGGAGUUGUCAAGUGGAAGACCAUUUAAUAAUAUCUCAAAUUUAGGAAUACCUAAUUUGGUUAUUUCCGGUAAAAGAGAAAAACCUAUUAACGGAACACCAAAAGAUUUUAUCAACAUAUAUUCAAGUGCAUGGAAAGAUGAUCCAAAGCAAAGACCAACCAUAGAAAAUAUUUUUGAUUCUCUUGAAAAUGUUCAAUUCGAAAACAUAUAUAAUAAUUCUAACGAAAAUAAUAAACAUAUCCAAAUGGAAGGUUGUGAUAACAAUCAAUUAAAUAAAUUUAAACCUAUGGAAUCUUACAGUAGAGAUUCUAUGUCGAUAAUGUCAAUUGAAUCAAAUAAUAAAAUUUCUUUCGGAACUUCAAUUAGCCUAGAAAAUUUAGAAAUUGCAGUUCUAGGAAAUCCUGGAGAAUCAUCACCUCUUUCUCUUAAUUCUUAUGACCAAGAAUGGCUCAAUAAGGAACUUAAAAAAUAUGGAUAUAAUGUUUUUGAAAAUAUUGAAGAAAUUGAUGAAAGCAUUCACAAUGCCACAUUAUUGAAUGGUAAAAUGAAAGUGACUUUAAAAUCUAUCGUUGUUAAUUCUAUGGAAUUAUUUGUUAAUGAGUUUAAAAAACAUUUAAAUGUUAAUCAAUCAUUAGUUACUACUGAUCCAUUAUUUUCUCAAUAUUCUCGAUCCACAAAUAUCUACAAUUCUUCCACCACCACCAACAAUAAUGAUGAAAAAACAAGAGAAGAAAUACAAUUAAUAAAACUUGCCAAUUUUAUAGGAUCUACAGAUUAUACCGUUCCUCUUGAACCCAUAAUGAGACGUACAUUAACGCCUCAACAAAAAUAUUUCUUGACAUUACCACAUGAUCCUCGUAUAAAUUUUAUUCCUUGUUUACAUUUACGUUCAAGAAUGAUUCAAUUUCAAGAAUUUUAUGAUUUAUAUGAACUUAUUGAUUUAUUACUUACUAAAGCUAAGUGUCACGGGGAUCCAAUUGAUCCCGAUUCAUGGGAAUGUCCGCAAGAAUUCCUUGAUCGAUAUCCAUAUUUGGUGAUUCAGCAUUGUAGUAUAAAAACCGCUUUAUAUCAAAAUAUGGAAAAUUACCAUCAAAUUUUAGUGAAUAUCAAUUUGACGAAAUAG
Molecule: messenger RNA, 1768 nt
Organism: Diversispora eburnea
Lineage: Eukaryota; Fungi; Glomeromycota; Glomeromycetes; Diversisporales; Diversisporaceae
Source: the annotation of a GenBank genome assembly